GAAUCUCUGUCAUCACGAAAUACAGCAUUGAUUUCACAGAUAGUCAUUUCACAGAUGAUUGAUGAGACUAAAGCAAAAGAAAAUUGGCCCUCUUUGCCUAUGCAGCCCAUGGUCCCCCAGCCCAGUGCUUAUCACAAGAAGCAACCUUUGGCUAACCAUGGCUUGGUCAACGUCAACAGAGCCCUCACAAUACUUCCCAGCAGAUUAGAAAUCCAGGCAUCUCUAGAUGACACCACUUCUCCUUUGGACUCUCCCAGAGCAGAGGUAAAACUGUGUCCAACCCAGCAGAAAGGAUUUGCCUUCAUAACUGUCACAGCCAGACGUGUUGCUGGGGGCUCCAGCCACCCAAGGCAUGGAGCUGGGGCUGUGCAAGAGCCCAGUGCUGUGUCCCCCACCUCCAGCAAAGCCCCUGCUGCUGCCCUCCUUCGCUGGCCUCCUCCAGACUCCACAACCCAACGUGCCUCUCCCUUCAAGAGUCCUGAAUCUUGCUCACAAUCAGCACAGAAGCAGAUUUUUGACCCAGGAAACAAGGAGAAUGGCGUGAGUCUUCAAAGCAGUGAUGGGAGAGAGAAAGUACCACCUUCAUUCACCUCAUGGGUCCACGUUCAGGUUUCUCAGCAGUGUCCAAACACCAUCUAUUAUUUAGACAAGUCGCUUAACGUGUGCAUUGAGCAACCUCAAAUUAAAUGCCAAAAAAUUCAUAGAUCAGCCUUGUCCUUCAGACUAAAUUGCAGUUCGUGUAGAUUAACAGCAGAUGGAGUAGAUGGCAUAGCUAAUGGAGAGCCAAUAGAGGAGAUACAUCAAACAAAGCUCCUAGGAGAAAACAAGCCUCCACUGAGAUCAAACCUGAGUGCAGACUUAACAGAAAAUAAUGCAAUUAAUAAAGAGAAAACAAAUGAAGACUGUUUGGCUCGUAAAUACUCCUUACAAAGUGUCUUUGUCUCUGAACUUCCAGCAUUUGUGGAUAUACCCAGAAGACCUCACAAUGUAGUGACAACAAAGAAAGAUGAUGCUAAGCAGCCUGGCAGCUCUCACACUACAUUUUCUCUCCAGCUUCCUCAUCCAAGUGAUGAGGCAGGAACACAAAUGUUGUCAGGAAGCAAGAAGCAGCAACACACCAUGGGCAGGAGCAGCACAACGACCUCUGGCUCUCUUCCAGAGACAGCAUCCAGAAAGGCAAUCGCUACUGAUGGCUCAUUGAAAAAGACAGUUCACUCCAAAAACACCUCCAAAUCCAAAGAGAUCCAAGCACAGGGCAUCCUGAAACCAAAAACGUCUGUCUUCGGUAGUAUGUGCAAUAUAAAGGCUUCAUCAAGAGCCCUCGUUGAAGAAAAUCCUCACAGGCAAAACCAGCUCCUAAAAAGUGAUUAUGAAUUCUGUGGUUCAAGUGACAAAACGAAGGAGGGUGUGGAGGAGGAUGAGCAGGAGCAAGCCAGCAGGGUAACACUAUCUGCAGCUUGCUUGCCAGAUGUUUCUCCUGAGAAAAAUGACGUGUUCACCCAGCCAGAAACCAGCUCCCUGACACACAAAACUCCACCAGCCCCACGGACGCUGCGGGAAGCCCUAGAAAUGCAUAACCCUCAGUUCAUCUCCCGUUCACAAGAAAGGCUGAAGAGACUUGAACAUAUGGUGCAGCUGAGGAAAGCCCAGCAGAGCCGUGCUCCUCCGAGCAACCAAGGAGCGCUUCUUCUUCGCAAGCUUUCUUCCUCAUCCUCUUCAAGCAAAAAAAAGCAAUACACCAUUCCUGACCCGCUCAGUGAUAAUCUCUUCAAACCAAAGGAAAGAUUCAUUCCAGAGAAGGAGAUGCACAUGAGAUCAAAAAGGAUUUAUGACAAUUUACCCGAAGUAAAAAAGAAACAAGAAGAAAAACAGAAACGGAUCAUCCUCCAGAGCAACAGGCUGCGUGUUGAGAUCUUUAAAAAGCAAUUACUGGACCAGCUCCUUCAAAGAAACACAGAGUGACAAAGGAUCUUCUUGCCCAUCAUCCUAAUUGGAUCUUGAAUGCCUUUGACUGCUAGUUAAACCAUAAAAUUUAUGGUUAUCGGAAUUACCUGGAGGUGUUUUUCUUAUCUUUGGCUCUUUGUAUAAAGAAAGAUCAUUUCUACUUCAAUUGAAAUUUUAAGGCAACUUUCAAGUAAUCAAAAACAGCCUAAAAGGGAACACAGCUGUUUCAGAGCAUCACCUUUUGGCCAGUUUACCCAGAGGAAAUAAUUUUAAGAAUUUUUAAUGCAAAUACUGAAUUACAGCGGUAUUAUUUAUCUUAAUCUUUUAAAAAGUACACGUCUCUGUAGCAAUAGAGCUGGGUUUAUAAGAUCUGGAAAACUUAUUUCUCUGAAGUAUUCUAUUAAUUGAUUUCCUGUGAGUUAAAUCCUUGAAGUAAAGAAAAAUGAAUAUCAUUAUUUGUUAUGUUUAGAAACUAGCUGAAAUAGCAUUACCACAUAAUCAUAGCAGCAGCAGUUUCACAUUAAUACUUAACAUACCAAAAGGGACCAAUAUUUUAGCUCUCUGAAGAGCUCUAGUCCUGUUUAUAUAGUGAAUCUACGUAGCAGGCUUACCUGUUAAUGAAUAAGAUCUAAAAAUUUGAUUAUAAAACGUUUUUUUCCCUCUUUUUCAUUGUCAUAGAUGCUUUACUCCACUUCUGUAAGCAUUAAGUAUUUAUGGAAAUGGCAUAUUAAGAAGUGGUGCCAAGAAGUAUGUUUGCAUCAAAACUGCAGAACUAAAACCAUCUGUAACGUUUGCCUCCAAAAAAAUAUUUAAAUCUUUAUUUGUACAUUUUGGAAGUAAAAACAAACAGCUUACAAAGCCAUGGGGUUUAUUUAUGGAAUAAAAGAUGAAU
Molecule: messenger RNA, 2836 nt
Organism: Merops nubicus (carmine bee-eater)
Lineage: Eukaryota; Metazoa; Chordata; Aves; Coraciiformes; Meropidae
Product: chromosome unknown open reading frame, human C10orf90
Exons: 7
Biological process (GO): regulation of centriole replication
Cellular component (GO): centrosome; centriole; cytosol
Source: RefSeq, a predicted model, not a curated record